AUGGCCUGCUACGACCGCUGCAGUCCCUGCGGACCCACCCCGCUGGCCAACAGCUGCAACGAGCCCUGUGCCCUGCAGUGCCAGGAUUCCCGCGUCAUCAUCGACCCUUCCCCUGUGCUGGUCACCCUGCCAGGACCCAUCAUGACCUCCUUCCCCCAGAACACCGCCGUCGGAUCCACCUCCUCCGCUGCUCUGGGCACUGAGCUCAGUGUGCAGGGACAGCCCAUCUCUGGCGGAUUUGGUGGCUUUGGCUACGGCCUUGGCUAUGGCCGUGGAUUUGGCUAUGGCUGUGGAUUUGGCUACGGGCAGGGCUAUGGCUACGGCCUGGGCUGCUAUGGCAGAAGGGGCUAUGGCUACAACUGCUAAGGGCCCUCAGCACCAGUCCUGACACCACCAGCUCAG
Messenger RNA from Motacilla alba alba, 402 nucleotides. Its product is annotated as feather beta keratin-like. The transcript has a single exon. The record is from RefSeq and is a predicted model, not a curated record. The coding region runs from base 1 to 366 and encodes 121 amino acids. Gene Ontology annotation, cellular component: intermediate filament. Gene Ontology annotation, molecular function: structural constituent of cytoskeleton. NCBI's taxonomy places the organism in Eukaryota, Metazoa, Chordata, Aves, Passeriformes, Motacillidae.